Molecule: messenger RNA, 2639 nt
Organism: Salarias fasciatus (jewelled blenny)
Lineage: Eukaryota; Metazoa; Chordata; Actinopteri; Blenniiformes; Blenniidae
Product: vesicular inhibitory amino acid transporter-like
Exons: 2
Coding region: 247-1815 (522 amino acids)
Biological process (GO): amino acid transmembrane transport
Cellular component (GO): vacuolar membrane
Molecular function (GO): L-amino acid transmembrane transporter activity
Source: RefSeq, a predicted model, not a curated record
UUUUCUUCUCUGAUGCCGGUUGUCUUUUGUGGGACUGUACUAUGGAUGAGCAAGCCAAGAGAAGCGGCUGAGGAUUUCGAACGGUCCGGGUGAAGCGCUCAGGCAGCCAGCACGACGUCGAAACGGGCAGCAGGCAUGAUUUCCCUGUAGCAGGUGAAGAGGAAACCACCCUGCAUGCGUCUGAGUCUCCGCUCCUCACGCCGCCAGCUCUUUUUCCACUGAAGAACGCAUUUCUGCCGGAUAACCAUGGCUCACCUCAUCAGACACAAGCUCACCAACAAACUGACCAACGCGGCCCACACGGUGUCCAACAAAUCCCAGGCCAAGGUCAGCGGGGUGUUCGCCCGGCUGGGCUUCCAGGCCGCCACGGACGAGGAGGGUCUGGGCUUCGCCGAGUGCGACGACUUGGAUUAUGACUACAGGCAAGGGAUGCAGAUGGAUGUCCUUCAAGGGGACGAGGAAGGGGGCCACAUGGAGGGAGAGGGGGACCUGGAGGGGGACAGCCACUACCAGAGGGACGGCACCGGCCCGAGGCCUUCCUCCCUGAAGACCGGGGGCUCGCUGGAUGAGGAGAAACCAAAAAUCACGUCGUGGGAAGCGGGCUGGAACGUCACCAACGCCAUCCAGGGCAUGUUCGUCCUCGGCCUGCCGUACGCCAUCCUCCACGGCGGAUACCUCGGCCUCUUCCUCAUUAUCUUCGCGGCCGUGGUGUGCUGCUACACCGGGAAAAUCCUCAUCGCGUGUCUCUACGAGGAGAACGAGGACGGCAUCAAGGUCCGCGUGAGGGACUCCUACGUGGACAUCGCCAACGCGUGCUGCGCGCCGCGCUUCCCGACGAUAGGCGGCCACGUGGUGAACGUGGCCCAGAUCAUCGAGCUGAUCAUGACCUGCAUCCUGUACGUGGUGGUCAGCGGCAACCUGAUGUACAACAGCUUCCCGGGCUUCCCCGUCUCCCAGAAGGCCUGGUCCGUGGUGGCCACGGUGGCGCUCCUGCCGUGCGCCUUCCUCAAGAACCUGAAGGCCGUGUCCAAGUUCAGCUUGCUCUGCACGCUGGCGCACUUCGUCAUCAACGUCCUCGUGAUCGCCUACUGCCUCUCCAGGGCGCGCGAGUGGGCCUGGGAGAAGGUCAAGUUUUAUAUCGACGUGAAGAAGUUCCCCAUCUCCAUCGGCAUCAUCGUGUUCAGCUACACCUCGCAGAUCUUCCUGCCCUCCCUGGAGGGCAACAUGCAGAAGCCCAGCGAGUUCCACUGCAUGAUGGAGUGGACGCACAUCGCCGCCUGCGUCCUCAAGGGCCUCUUCGCCCUGGUGGCCUACUUGACGUGGGCGGACGCCACCAAGGAGGUCAUCACGGAUAACCUGCCCUCCACCAUCCGGGCCGUGGUCAACCUCUUCCUCGUGGCCAAGGCGCUCCUGUCCUACCCGCUGCCGUUCUUCGCCGCGGUGGAGGUCCUGGAGAAGUCACUGUUCCAGGACGGUGGCAGGGCCAUCUUUCCUGACUGCUACGGCCCCACCGGCCAGCUGAAAUCCUGGGGACUCGGCCUCCGUAUUGCCCUGGUGGUAUUUACCCUGCUCAUGGCCGUGUUCGUCCCCCACUUCGCCCUACUGAUGGGUCUGACUGGGAGUCUGACCGGCGCCGGCCUGUGCUUCCUGCUGCCCAGCCUCUUCCACCUAAAGCUCCAGUGGAGGAAUCUCAUGUGGCACCACGUCUUCUUUGACGUCGCCAUUUUUGUCAUUGGGGGCAUAUGCGCCAUAUCUGGCUUCAUUCACUCGAUCGAAGGCCUCAUAGAGGCGUUCAGGUACAAUAUCCAGGACUGAGAGCUUCAGAGACGACCUUCAUCGAACGGUGAUUGAUUUCCACAGAUCAGCCGCGCUUCAGCAGGUCGUCAGACCUCAUCAGUACAACACCACUUGACAGGAGAGCUCACGAGGAGGAUCGUUUAUGUGAAAUGUACAUCUUUUUAUUUUGCCUUCGUGAUAAUGUGCAAUAAUAAACUCUACAGUAUUAGUGUAAAGUAGUCUACUCAUUCCAGAAAACGUGUUUGAUUAACGGGACAGUGGCGUUCGCCCUCCGCAUGAGGAGGAGGGCGGUGGAACAUGCCGGCACUGAAAGGCCUGUCCACGCGCAAAGAUCAAAUGCCCGCCUUGGGUUUAACUGUGAGUGUGUACGUGUUUAUAUCUGGGGAAUGAAAUAUGUGCAAAACAAUGGAGUGAAUAUGUUACUGUUGGUUUUUUGAGCUGCUAGAUAUCAUUAAUCCCACAUCAGAGAAAAUAUAAGAGCGAGGCAGCCAUCAGAUCAGGUGGCGCUCUGCGGAUCAUGAAUACUUCUGUGUAGUGCUUUGAACAGAUUUCUUUUCUAUGGGUUUUGUGUUGUUCUUUGUUUUAUUUUUUUCUAUUAUUAUGCCUAUAGUAGUCCUUGAUGGCUCGUUUGUUUUCUUGGUGUUUCAAGUGUCAUUCUGGAUGAAGUGAAUUCAAGUGCAAGCAAGUGGGUCCUAACUGUGUUAUAAGAAAAAAAAACAUGUCUGUCUGAUAAUAUUCUGUUCCUAUUGAACGUGUUAAUUGUGAUUUAAUGGAACCAAACAUGGUGUGUGAGACAAAGAGUAUUUGUUGACUUAAGAGAUAAAUAAAUCUAAUAUUUUAUG